GUCUGCAGACCCUCGUCUUCGGAUUCGUUAAGACAGGCGAUGUUCUGUAUCAGCCAGCUGGAUACCUGGCCGUGGAGAAAGUCCUGACGGACAACAGCAUAUCCCUGCGCAUGAACAGUUUGGCUUUUACCGAAGACACCAUGCGCUCCUUCCUGGCAGGCUUGUCACAGUUGUCUUCGAACGAAGCUGCGGAUCUGUUGGCCGAGAUGCUCCCGAUUCUUGGGCCGGAAGCCGUGCAAGAAUUCCAGUUGCCUGGGCUGGAAGCAUCAGAAUCCGAAGCAGAAGACGAAGAUGGGGCGGCUGAAGACGACCGCGCCAUGCAUGGAGAACACAAGGAGCUUCCAGCAGUCAAGGCCGAGAUCCCGGACUCAUUCACCGAGGCAUUGGAGGCAUCGUUCGAUGCGUCGCUCGCGGCUGCUGAUGAGCUGGCUAAGAACGGUCAGCCACCAUCCACGUUGGCAUCGGCUGCUGAUGGU
Molecule: messenger RNA, 476 nt
Organism: Symbiodinium sp. CCMP2592
Lineage: Eukaryota; Dinophyceae; Suessiales; Symbiodiniaceae
Source: the annotation of a GenBank genome assembly